Coregonus sp. 'balchen' is the source of this 1520-nucleotide messenger RNA. The record is from the annotation of a GenBank genome assembly. NCBI's taxonomy places the organism in Eukaryota, Metazoa, Chordata, Actinopteri, Salmoniformes, Salmonidae.
AUGGAAUCGGUGGCAGUUAAAGAAGCACCAUCUCUCUUUACUCCGGUGACGGUUUAUUCUCUGCUGGCCUGCGCCGCUCAAUUCGCCGUGGGCUAUAUCCUCGCGCAGAUAUGGGGAAGAAAAUGCUCUGGAACUGAUAGAUGGGUGCUCGUGUGGCUUUUCUACGAUGCGAUUGUUCACAUUACCUUGGUGAGUGUGUUAUGUGAGGUGAAUGAGAAGGCGUUGUCAAUAUAGGGAGAGUUCAUUGGCAGCUCUAUUGUUAUUUGACUCUUUCCACUGUUUGAUCUUACAGGAAGGACCCUUUGUUUACAUGUCACUUGUUGGAACCGUGGCAACUUCAGACAAUAUUUUUGCUGAACUUUGUAAGUAGGCUUCAUUGACUGUGCAAUGUAAAAAAAAUAAAUAAUGUAUGAAACAAAAACAUUUAUAGUACUGUGUAUUUUUAUCUUUUAUGCAUUUUAGUUUUCUCAUACAAAAUAUAAAUUAAAGAAACAACGGUGCGUGUGUUUGAGAUUUGCUUUGGAGCCUGGUUGCGGGGAGACAUCUAGUGGACAUAGUAUUGAAAUGCUCAUGUUAAACUGAAUAGAAUACAGUAAUGUAAAAUCAAUCACUGUGUUAGUGCUGGAGUAGAACAAACAUGUGCACCCACUGGCCCUGGGGUCCCCCAGGAAUCUAUUAAGACACUGCUCUAACAGAUAACCUGUUCCUGUGUGUCUAGGGAAGGAGUAUGGAAAGGCAGAUGAGCGCUGGCUCCACUCUGACCCCACCAUAGUCUCCCUGGAGCUGCUGACGGUGGUCCUGGACGGCAUCCUGGCGCUGGUGCUCGUCUACGCCAUCGUCAAGGACAAACACUACAGGUAGGAACACUGGUACUAAAUAUGCUUUAUUGUCAGGCUUUUCUUAUGCUUUAUGCCAUUCAUCUCCAUAUUGGUACCAGAGAGCAUUCUAUAACUAUUGGUACCAUUUAACAAUAUCUUUCUUAUAGAGAGCACUAAUUAUCUAAUACAGAAUUUACUCAUUACACAAACAAGUGUUUACAUACCAUUAGCAAGUCACAAUUUACAUUUAUAGCAUCUGUCUUCAGAAUGUGAUGUGUUGAAUGACCUAUUACCAUGUACAUGGAAAAUAUAGCCUGGGUGCAAGUUGGUGUUCAGCCUAAGUAAACUUGUCAUUGUUUGUUUGAAUCUCAACGGUCAACAAGUGUUUUUAGCUUGUCUUGUUGACAGUUGUUGCACAGUCUGGCCCCCCGGGUGAAUAGUUCUCCGUGUCUGUUUGUUUUCAGGCACUUUGUCCAGAUCACGUUGUGUGUGUGUGAGUUGUACGGAGGCUGGAUGACAUUCUGUCCAGACUGGCUGGUAGGCAGCCCCAACCUCAACACAGACAACUGGCUCUACUUAUGGAUCUACCUGGUCUUCUUCAAUGGGGUGUGGGUGGUGGUGCCUGGACUGCUGCUGUGGCAAUCAUGGCUGUCACUCAAACGACUUCACCCCUCCUACCAAGCCCCAAAGAAGCUGGACUAG